Messenger RNA from Fusarium sp. VM40, 2889 nucleotides. The record is from the annotation of a GenBank genome assembly. NCBI's taxonomy places the organism in Eukaryota, Fungi, Ascomycota, Sordariomycetes, Hypocreales, Nectriaceae.
AUGCUAUCAGCUUCGUCACCUAUCACAUUUCCUACUUCUCCUCCUACGGCAAAACGUGCCAAACCUCACGACCAUGGCCCUCCUAAACCGAAAGCUCGAGGUCCAUUCCUGGUCGAGGAGGACGACUCCGAUUCUGACGAUAACGAAGAAACCUCAGCUACCCGUGAAGCAAAACGUCUCAUGACCAAAGAUCCACGGGGCAAAUCUCCUGAUACAACAUUACAAGACGAACCUGUAACUCUUGAUCUUACGCACACCGAGGAAACCUCAGACACUCCCGACAUUCGAACACACGAACCCAUGCUACCGAUCCGACCACCAGUUCUCUCAAGCGCCAUCUUCAGCAGAUUUGUUCCGCAGUCGUUCACAGCAACCAAUUGCGAUGGCAAACCCAUGAUGAUCAAGGAGCGCAAGACAACCUCCGCCCCAACAUACGAGUCAAUGGUAGCUGCUCGAUCGAAAACGAAAGAAGGCCGAGCGAAACGAAGCUACUAUGGUAUCGAUAUCCACAACCUCAUAAAUGCUGCGUCUGCAGAGAUUGCGAGCCGGCAGCAAGCACCACCACCACGGCCCCAUAUACCAUUACGGUCGACUGAGUUUCUGGUCUCAACUGGAAAACGACAGAAGCGAACCCUACUGUGGACUGAAAAAUACCGAGCACGAAACUUUAUGGACUUGUGCGGUGACGAUGGUACCAACAGGCUGGUGUUGCGAUGGUUGAAGAAAUGGGACCCUGUGGUGUUCCCUGGAUCAGCAAAGUCGAGACCGACCACAAGAAGGCCAGGCGCAAAACAACAAGAAGAGGAAGAAAAGCCUCACAGAAAGAUCCUUAUGCUAACAGGGCCUCCUGGGUUGGGAAAGACAACGUUGGCACAUGUGUGUGCUAGACAAGCAGGUUAUGAAGUAAUGGAGAUCAACGCCAGCGACGACCGAAGUCGUGACGUUGUCAAAAAUCGAAUCCGCACAAGCUUGGGAACAGAAAGCGUCAAAACGGUUAGCAAUCGUAAAGAUGGAGACGGUACUCAAAAGUUGGCCAAACCUGCCUGUGUCGUGGUGGACGAAGUGGAUGGUGUUGUAUCGGGCUCGGGGGGUUCGGGUGAAGGUGGCUUUGUCAAGGCCCUGAUAGAUCUGGUACUCUUGGAUCAAAAGAAUGCAGCCGGUAAUACAUCGUCAAACAACUAUGGGAACAAGAAGAAGAAGGGCGACGACUUUCGGUUGUUGCGUCCUCUGAUCCUCAUUUGCAACGAUGUGUAUGCCCCAGCGCUGCGGCCACUUCGACAAUCUAACUUGGCUGAGAUCAUUCACGUUGGCAAACCUACCAUGGAAGCGGUGGUUGCUCGACUAAAGGCUAUUUUUGAGAAGGAAGGUAUUCCUUGUGAGAAAGACGCUGCGCGAAAGCUCUGUGAGGCAGCUUGGGGCAUGGCGAGUGGUAUUGAUGCCAAACGAGGAGCUGAGAGCACAGUGCAGGGCGAUCUUCGAGGUGUUAUGGUGGUCGGAGAAUGGGUCGCUGGACGAUUCAAAGCAUCGUCUCCAAAAGGUACAGAUCGUCUCAGUCGACAAUGGCUGGAGCGUAAUGUACUCCAAGAUCUCACCAACGGCGCUGGUGGUGCUCGUGGCUUGGGCCGUGGUAGUGUCAAAGAUAUCGUCACACGCCUCUUUCAAGAAGGAGGAGGGUUUCCAAAGCAAGCAAUGGAUCUGUCUCAAUCGAAAACACAACAUGAACAACCGAAGACCGAGCUGGGGUUUGGCGAGUACCAGAAGAAGCAUGCCAUGGAAAGACUGCGACAAAUGAUUGACACAAGCGGCGAAAUUAGCCAUAUCAUGACCGAGGUGUUUGCGGAGUAUCCAGAACGCGAAUUCAACGAUGACCUCUAUCUCACCAAACCUAACCAGGCAUACGAAUGGAUGCACUUUCAUGACACUUGUCAAUCACGCCUUUAUGCCAGUCAGGAAUGGGAACUAGCACAAUAUCUCAGCCAGCCUAUUCUAGCUUGUCAUCAUCUGUUCGCAUCUCCUAGAAGACAUUUCGCUGGCAAAGGCUACGACCGUCGCUGGGGUGGUGAUGCGGAAGAGGAUUCUGAGCCUCCGCUGCCCUUUUCUGGUCCUCGCGCUGACUAUCAAGCCUUUGAAGCAGAGCGACAGAACAGAUCUCAGCUUCAAGCUCUACAAGGUCAACUGCCACCCACACUGAUGCGUUCGUUCCGCAGCGCCGAAGACGUUGCCGCCGAGUUUCUCCCGUACCUGGCGCGUAUUGUGUCUCCAGAUGUCAAGCCUGUUAUCAUAGGUGGAAGCCAAGGCACCACGGCCAGUGUGCGCAAGGAGAGUGAGCGCAACAUGGUGAGGCGUGCCGCUUUGGUCCUCGCGGAGGUGGGUAUUGAGUUGCAGAAGGGAAGGAUUGAGACCGAUUCACUCGUUAAUCGAGCACCGGAAUAUGUCUACCGCAUGGAACCGGAUCUCGAUGUUCUGGCCACAUUCGAGUCGGGUGCAUCACUACUUCUGCCCUCCGCGGCGCCUACACGUUACGCAGUUCGGCAAGUUCUCGACCAGGAACUAAAGCGAGCGCUGGUGGAGCGAGAGGCUCUUGCUCGGCAAUCUCGCUUCCAAGCUGGCAAUCCUCUUGGGCACGCUGAGCAGCUCAACACUGACAAGCUCAUGAGUGCCAAGAAGCUUGCGUUAGAGCAAACCCCGAAGGACGCUACGCUCAUCAAACGCGACUUCUUUGGUCGAAUCAUCGAGGCGCGGCCAAUUGCUGAGAUUAUCGGGGAUACGCCACAGAAGAAAGCCCUGAGAGAGGAUAAGGAGCGCAAAGUGUGGGUAACAUACCAUGAAGGGUUGAAUAAUGCUGUGAAGAAGCCAAUGUCGAUGCAAGAGUUCAUGAAGGGUUUGUAA